AUGGCAGACAACUUCAUCUAUUGUCCAUCAUCGACAAGAACCGACGAAAAGAUCAUAGAGAGGAAUAGAAGAGAAGAGAUGAAGGCCCUUUUAUCCGAGCUUCAUUCUCUCGUCCCCAACCAAAGCUCAACGGAAGGUGAAAUGACACUGUCGGAUCAACUAGAAAACGCUACAAAUUACAUAAAACAAUUGAAGGAGAACGUAGAGAAAUUGAAAGAGAAGCGAGAGAAACUAAUGGGAUUGGGAGAAAAAAGUACCAUCACUAGUGAAAAUAAAGCAAGAUUAAUUUUGCAAGUUGAAGCUCAUCGAGUGGGUUCUUCGUUGGAAAUUCUUUUGACUACUGGGUCUGUUUAUCAUUUGGUUUUAAGACAAAUCAUUCAACUCCUUCAAGAAAAUGGAACUGAGAUUGUCGAUAUCAACCAAUCAACAGUCGCAGAUCGAGCUUUUCACAAGAUAAUAGCUCAGGUAAAAGGCGCUGAAGGUGAAAGGAUUUGUGAGACAGUGAAGAAGUUUGUCUCACAGUACAAAGAUGAUCAAUACACUGUUUAA
Molecule: messenger RNA, 549 nt
Organism: Cucurbita pepo subsp. pepo (vegetable marrow)
Lineage: Eukaryota; Viridiplantae; Streptophyta; Magnoliopsida; Cucurbitales; Cucurbitaceae
Source: RefSeq, a predicted model, not a curated record